AUGGAUCACGAAGCGAGUAGCCAUGCAGGCGAUAACAAAUCACUUUACUCUGUGCCUUCAUGUCAAAACAUCUAUGAUUCCAAUCAUUCAAAAACUGAUAAAAGAGAAAAGCAUGAGAAUUACAAGAGCGGAGAAAGAAAGGAUGUUGAGGAUUUGUUCAUAUCUAUCUAUCUAUCUAUCUAUCUAUCUAUCUAUGCCAAUCCGUAUCUGUCUAUUUAUCUAUCUAUCCCAGACUGUUCAUUAUCUAUCUAUCUAUCUAUCCCAGACUGUUCAUUAUCUAUCUAUCUAUCUAUGCCAAUCUGUUCGUAUCUAUCUAUUUAUCUAUCUAUGACAAUCUGUUCGUAUCUAUCUAUCUAUCCCAAUCUGUUCAUAUCUAUCUAUCUAUCCCAAUCUGUUCAUAUCUAUCUAUCUAUCCCAAUCUGUUCAUAUCUAUCUGUCUGUCUAUCUCUUGGCAUCACACUGUUUUCAACCAAAGUAAUAUAA
Molecule: messenger RNA, 483 nt
Organism: Acanthosepion pharaonis
Lineage: Eukaryota; Metazoa; Mollusca; Cephalopoda; Sepiida; Sepiidae
Source: the annotation of a GenBank genome assembly